Messenger RNA from Dufourea novaeangliae, 1037 nucleotides. It is a transcript of the gene Reg-5, whose product is annotated as rhythmically expressed gene 5 protein. Bases 294 to 1037 code for a protein of 247 amino acids. NCBI's taxonomy places the organism in Eukaryota, Metazoa, Arthropoda, Insecta, Hymenoptera, Halictidae. The transcript is spliced from 4 exons. The record is from RefSeq and is a predicted model, not a curated record.
ACAGAGUGAAUCGUUACGUCGUUUUGUAGAUUCGAUUCCACGUGAAUUUUCACUCAACGUCUUACAAAUAUUCGUAUUCGAAGGCGUAUUUUUUGCGUAACUCUGAAUAUUAUUAUAUUGAGACGUGUGAAACCGGUGACUCGCUGAAACGUUUUCAAGAGUUCUUCUAGAUUUAGCACAACACGUAAUACCUGUGCGACACAUCGAACACGCCAGGACUAACGGGACGUGUGCGUACAAAAAAAAAGUGUGUUCCUCAGAUCGUUGAGAGAAACAAAAGUGAAACGCCAACGAUGAGCAAUUCUAGAACUUUAGUGAUCUUCGCCGCUGUCCUAAUACUCGGAUGCCAUACCCUCUGCGUCAAUGGUUCCGCGAUACCCAUGUGGGAAUUCCUCUCACGGGAUGAGAAAAUGAGUCAUCUGUUCAGGAUGUUCAGCCAGCAGGUGGCCAAAUACUGCGCGGAUUCCUCGAUGCCGGAUUGCAACAAGAAUCUGUUGGUCUCCGGUCUCCGAAAUUUGGCCAACAUGGAUGACAUUGGCCUCGACACGUUGGAUCCGUAUCAGCGUGGCGCAAAAGAAAUGAUCUGGCGUGCCCUGGGGAAGAACAGAUACUCUACGAGGAUCGGGCACGAGCCAGAUGACUCUUUCUUUACAACCGGAUCUGACCCAUUAGCCACCGGCGGCAGUGAAACAAACGGCCUAGGCGAGGAAACGGUCCCGUCACACGAUUACGUUCGACCACCUGCAGAGCAUACAGGUCCAUAUCUGGUCGGACCAAUGGUGAUCCGCGUGUAUCCCGACGGUCGACCGGUUCCAGAGGACUCGACACGUCCAUUGCCACGCGACGAGGACGUCGACGAGUACAGGCACGCACGUGUGCCGUCGAUCGAGGAACUCGAGGCGAACAGGGGCUCGUUCUACGAUAAACUAACGAAGGGGAACUCGUUUGCCGAGGUUAAAAAUCAUCGACGUCAGCCGCCGUUUGAGAGGCGGUUACUUCAAGAGGUGGUCGCGAAACGCAGGAUACAUUAUUAUUGA